CAGAACGCUCGGUGAGGAGCUGAGGAGCGGCUGCUGCCCGAGCUGCGCACAGCUACGCGCACCUUCCCGCUCCCCCACGCCGGCCUCAGCCCGCUCAGCGGCUGUAGAAAAUGGUGAAGGAAACGACUUACUAUGAUGUUUUGGGGGUCAAACCCAGUGCUACCCAGGAAGAGUUGAAGAAGGCUUAUAGGAAACUGGCCUUGAAGUACCAUCCUGAUAAGAAUCCAAAUGAAGGCGAGAAGUUUAAACAGAUUUCUCAAGCUUAUGAAGUUCUCUCUGAUGCGAAGAAAAGGGAAUUAUAUGACAAAGGAGGAGAGCAGGCAAUUAAAGAGGGUGGAGCAGGUGGUGGUUUUGGCUCCCCAAUGGACAUCUUUGAUAUGUUUUUUGGAGGAGGAGGAAAGAUGCAGAGAGAAAGAAGAGGUAAAAACGUUGUACAUCAGCUGUCAGUAACCUUAGAAGAUUUAUAUAAUGGUGCAACAAGAAAACUGGUCCUGCAAAAGAAUGUGAUUUGUGACAAAUGUGAAGGCCGAGGUGGUAAGAAAGGAGCAGUAGAGUGCUGUCCCAAUUGCCAAGGUACUGGAAUGCAAAUAAGAAUUCAUCAGACAGGACCUGGAAUGGUUCAGCAAAUUCAGUCUGUGUGCAUGGAGUGCCAAGGCCAUGGAGAGCGGAUCAGUCCUAAAGAACCAUAUGAAAAGGGUCGCCUAAUCAUUGAAUUUAAGGUGAACUUCCCUGAGAAUGGCUUUCUGUCUCCUGAUAAACUCUCUUUGCUGGAAAAACUUCUACCUGAAAGGAAGGAAGUAGAAGAGACCGAUGAAAUGGACCAGGUAGAACUGGUGGACUUUGAUCCAAAUCAGGAAAGGCGGCGCCAUUACAAUGGAGAAGCAUAUGAGGAUGAUGAACAUCAUCCUCGAGGUGGUGUUCAGUGUCAGACUUCUUAAUGGGGCCAGUGAAUAACACUGCUAGCAUUUUAUAUGCAGUAGUGAAUGAGUGAAGGACUGUAAUCAUAAUAUGCUCACUACUUGCUAUUGUUUUUGUUUUAAUAUUCAGCUAUAGUAGUGUUUUAAAAAGUUAAAUGAAGAAUAAAUGCAAAUAUAAAAGCUGACUUUGCCCUGUAUGUAUGAUGACUUCAGUGUG
This is a messenger RNA of Tupaia belangeri chinensis (Chinese tree shrew), 1134 nucleotides long. RefSeq names its product dnaJ homolog subfamily A member 1. The transcript has 2 exons. Gene Ontology annotation, biological process: protein folding. Gene Ontology annotation, molecular function: Hsp70 protein binding. NCBI's taxonomy places the organism in Eukaryota, Metazoa, Chordata, Mammalia, Scandentia, Tupaiidae. Bases 111 to 938 code for a protein of 275 amino acids. The record is from RefSeq and is a predicted model, not a curated record.